Molecule: messenger RNA, 645 nt
Organism: Eruca vesicaria subsp. sativa (arugula)
Lineage: Eukaryota; Viridiplantae; Streptophyta; Magnoliopsida; Brassicales; Brassicaceae
Source: the annotation of a GenBank genome assembly
AUGCACAAACCAGCAACCUUAGGGUACGACAGCGUGAUCAUGUGCCGUCACGCAGUCGAUCGUAGCCAGGGAGGCUUGGUCGAGAUUGACAUUUGGUAUUUUGGUACUGAUUCUCUCCUCAACUACAUCGCCGAUAGCUCAAGUAACCUGAGAUGCCUUAGACUUGCAAUGUGUUUUCAAAUAACAACCGAUGGACUUGCUGAAGCACUUGUGAAGCUUCCAUUGCUUGAAGAACUCGAAAUCAUCGACGGCUCUUUGUCCGCCGAGUCUCUAAAGGUUGUAGGCCAGUCUUGUCCUAAUCUAAAGACACUGAAGCUUAGAAACCUGCGAUUCAUUAGACGUUUUCCAAUCGUGGAAGACGAUGUUGCUCUAGCAAUCGCUGAAACAAUGCCCCGACUUAUCCACCUCCAGCUUUUCAGAAACAAAUUAACAGACGAUGGUUUAAAGGCCAUUCUGGAUAAUUGUCCCAGCCUUGAGCAUCUCGACUUACGCAAGUGUCGUAACAUUGAACUUUCUGGAGAUCUGAAGAAGCGUUGUUCACAGAAGAUCAAAGUUUUUAGACCACCUUAUUACAAGACUCGUGAUUACCCAUAUGGUGUAAGGGGUGGGCGUUUGGGUUUAACUUUGUCGGAAUUCGAUAUAUAA